AUGACCCCCUCAAGUGUAGAAGUCUCCUUGCAGAAGGCAGUUGGCAGCCCCAAGGGCACUCUGAUCAUCCUGAGGAUGCUUUCAAGGCCUGGCACCCCAGCAGCUGCACCGCUCACACAUAUCACACGGAUGAUGUCAAGGCCUGCCUCGGCGGGCGUCGCCUCGUCUUUGCUGGCGACUCGACCAUCCGUCAGCUAUUCUGGGCAGCCCUCAGACGUCUCGAUCAAGAAAUCCCUUUUUGGCCAGUUAUCGCAGUUCAGAUUGCACCCUGGAACAGCCGAUUACGACAAGAUAGCUAAGGAAGAGGGCCGAGACUCUCCCAGCGUCAUUGUCUUGGGCACGCCGGGCCUUUCAGCUGCACGCAAUGCCGGCACAAAAUAUCUUGGGACCUUUAGCGAAGGCAUCAAUACCGUGAUACACUAUCUUCGUGGCAACAUCGAUGACAGUAUCCGUAUCCCUAGAUCUAAAGCGCAGGCGGCAUACGACGAGCUGUCCAAUCUUGUUGUGCUUGCGCCAGUGCAGUUUCCCGCAUACGACAGGCUCUCCUUUAGCAGAGCCGAGCAGAUCACGCCUGGAAAGAUCAGAGCAAUGAAUUGGAAUCUCGAGAACUCUGCCUCCCUGGAUCAAUCGCAUAUCAUGUGGAGCUACAACCUUAUGACUGAGGGACCCAACGACGCAUACGACGAAGACGGGUUUCAUGUGCUGGACAGGGUAGCGGACUGGCGUCUGAACAUCAUGCUUAACGCUCGCUGCAAUACUGGUCUGGCUAGGAGCAGCCCAUCGAGGAACAAGAUCACAUGUUGUGUUCCUUACUCGGUUCCGGCCAGAGUCCAGACUUUACUCCUAGUGUUGGCGUUUCUUGGUCUCCCUUGGUUGGUGUUGGACAGUGACCAAAAGGCUUUCGAGGCCUCUGGAGCUCGACGUCCCAUCACAGCGCUGAUCGCAGUGGCUUCCAUGCUCGCCAUCGCCAGUUAUUGCUAUCUCGCUGAUAGAACGCAUCUGUUCGACAAGAACGCAAAGCAAUUUGACGCUUCAUCAGUCGCAUGGUCCUCCCUUUUGUUGGCCGUUCUAGCAACGGCUUCUGUCCGAUCCAGUCGAGCGGGUUUUCUGACGCCAGUACAUCGCAAGCCCGUGUCGUUCCUAGGCCGCGUCCAGACGGAAGAGUUGAAAGGCCUGAUGCAAGGAUUUCUUCUACUAUACGACUUUCACGGUGCUUCGGAGAUACCGGCCAUGCACCUACCGUUCCGAUUAUCUGUGUCUGCCUACAUUUUUUUCUUAUGUUAUGGCCACGCACGAUACUUUCUGAGAACCGAGGACUUCUCCUUCACACGAGCAGCCCAUAUUCUAUGCCGACUCAAUGUUCUUAGCUGUCUUUUGUCGUUCAUGUUGGAUGCCCAAUGGGCUACGCAGUACUUCUCUGCAUUGGCCAGCUUCUGGUUCCUUGUCACCUAUGCAACAUUGGCAAGCUUCAGACACUUGAACAACAACCUGGCUCUGCUCGUGGUGAAGGUGCUGACAGCCGGUGUCAUGACGUCUGUUAUCAUCGAAACCCCAGGGGUCGUCGGUGGCAUUCUUCUGGCCCUGAACAAGUGUUUUGGUGUUGUUUGGGACGUUCAGAAAGUGCAUCUCUACGUCUCACUUGACAGGUUCAUCCCCAUGUUUGGCGUACUGUUCGCAGCGGUGGUCCAUCGUUUCACGGUUCUACAGCAGCAGCAGGAUGAUGGAGGAAAGAGCAUACUAGUCAACACUGGCUCUCCGCUCGACAGGCUCAACUAUGCUCUGGACCGGGAACUCGUUGGCAUGAUCUAUCCAGGCAAAGAUGCGAUUUCCGUCAAAUCAAUCUGGAUUGGGUUUUCCGGUCUAUACCUCGUCGCACUCGGGGUAUUGGGGUUUGCAGCAAAUUCAGACAGCGACAACCGUGCCUACGAUGCCUACCAUCCCUACGCAAGCCCAUGGGCGGUCCUGGCCAUAUUGGCUGUCCGAAAUUGUCAUCGUGGGCUGAGGCAGCGUCAUAUGGCUGGAGCUAUAGCGCUUGGUCGCAUCUCCUUGGAGACAUCUAUCCUGAAGACUCACAUCUGGCUGGCCGGCGACGGGACGAGCAUCCUCCGGAUCGGCUCAGGAGGCCGGCACGGAACCAUGGCCAGUUCGCUCGCCAGACCGGCAGAGCUGACAGUCCUAACUAUUGUGUUCCUAUGGGCGGCUAUCAAAUGCAGGGACUCUACGCAAAAGAUCGCACAAUGGCUUGGGCCAAAGGCGGGCGAUCAAGGGCCAUGGAUCACAGUUCGGCGAGCGUCGGAGGACACGGGCGGCAGGCUCAAACAGGCAGCUGCGGGCCAAUCAUGGCAGGAUGUCGAUGAUGAGGAAGCAGGAGUUCGAAGUGAAGACACAGCCAUUCCGGGAAGCGAUCCCAAGUGGAAGGUCGCGGGGAUCAUGGGAGUUCUCUGGCUUGGUAACAUGGCGUACGGAGAUCACUAG
This is a messenger RNA of Verticillium dahliae VdLs.17, 2475 nucleotides long. RefSeq lists its product as uncharacterized. The transcript has 2 exons. Lineage: Eukaryota; Fungi; Ascomycota; Sordariomycetes; Glomerellales; Plectosphaerellaceae. The record is from RefSeq and is a predicted model, not a curated record. Bases 1 to 2475 code for a protein of 824 amino acids.